This is a messenger RNA of Theileria annulata, 831 nucleotides long. Its product is annotated as nucleosome/chromatin assembly factor, putative. Gene Ontology annotation, cellular component: nucleus. Gene Ontology annotation, biological process: nucleosome assembly. Lineage: Eukaryota; Apicomplexa; Aconoidasida; Piroplasmida; Theileriidae. The transcript has 3 exons. The record is from RefSeq and is a predicted model, not a curated record. Bases 1 to 831 code for a protein of 276 amino acids.
AUGCAAGAUUCAGUCGUGAUAGAUAGUUUGAAGAAACUUCAGAACAAAGGAUCGGAUUUAUCUGACGAAUUUAACUCUAAAUUAUCGGAGUUAUACAAGUGGUAUAAUGACCAAUUGAACCUAAUUUCCGAUGAUAUGUUACACAUUUUAAAUAAUCCUCAAACAUCAUGUAAAACUCUGGUAAAUAAUGAGGAAACUGUGGUUGUUUCUGAUAAUGGUCGAGAAUUAAGGUCUAGAGAGCCCACAAACGAGUUUGAGCUCAGCCUUGAGAAACUAAACUUGGAUGAUAAAGUUAUAAAUAUUGAUAAUCCUGAACAUGCUACCAGAAGUUGGCCGAAAUUCUGGCUACAUGCUUUGCUCGGCUCCAAAUCAACGCGUUUUUGGAUCUGUGAGAAGGAUUUUGACAUUUUGCAAUACUUAAACGAUAUCAGGGUUGAGGUUUUCGACUCGAACGAAAAGGUUGAGUCCUUUGAAAUUUCAUUCUAUUUCAACGAAAACCCUUACUUCUCAAACUCAAAGCUGUGGAGGAGCUUUGAAUUUGACAACAACUACAUCACCUCAGAAUCCAGUGAGAUUUAUUGGACUUCAGAAGUCAUUGAUGACACGUAUUUUGGAUUCUUUAGCUUUUUUAACACACUGAUUGAAUAUGAGGACUUGAAGUUUGCAAUUUGUAUAAAGGACAAGAUAAGGAGGAAUCCACUCAAGUACGUCCUGAGGUAUCAGGCACAAUUGACUGAUGGUGAGGAACAAGAGUCCGAUUCAGAAGAUGAAGAAUAUAGUAGUACCAAGACAGGAUCGAGAUAUCCAUUCUCCUGGCUGUUUAACAAAUAA